This is a messenger RNA of Colletotrichum abscissum, 210 nucleotides long. RefSeq lists its product as uncharacterized. NCBI's taxonomy places the organism in Eukaryota, Fungi, Ascomycota, Sordariomycetes, Glomerellales, Glomerellaceae. Bases 1 to 210 code for a protein of 69 amino acids. The record is from RefSeq and is a predicted model, not a curated record. The transcript has a single exon.
AUGCCGCCUUUUUGGCUGGCUGGGAUCAAGCUGGUUGGUGCGCCGUGCACUGGGAUUCCAACGGAUCUUGCCAACACCCCAUCUUCACAUCCCCAAUUCACCACACAAAUGGUGCUUCGCGGUCUCGACGGUUCGCCAACACCCUUCUCGAACCCCCCACUUUGCGAUGCACUCGGGAACCCAACUCUGAUCUCGCCAUCCGCAUCGUGA